AUGGAUAGAGUGAGCUGGAAGUCGUCUCACAUACAGCAGAAAAUUGCCGAGAAAAGGGCAGAGUUGGAGCAUUUGAAUGAAAUCAAAAGGAAUAGCGGAAUACUCACAGGUCAGUUGGAAACGCUUCUGAGUAAAUUAAAUGAUAUUGCAGACGGAACAGAAGCUGUUGCGCUAGUUCUUUCAAACUGGCAAAAUGUAGUCAGCGCGGUGUCAUUAGCAUCACUAGGAUUGUACAAAUAUGGUCAGAAGGACUAUGAGACCGGUACUCCCUUACCUGAGUACCUUGUAAGAAUAAAACUAGAGAAAGACGACGCGCCCGAGAUUCAGGAAUCCGAGGAAGAGGAAGAUGUGGGUGAAGACGCUGAAGAAAACAUAGAAAUACAAAGUGAUAAAGAAUGA
Molecule: messenger RNA, 399 nt
Organism: Dujonia railenensis
Lineage: Eukaryota; Fungi; Ascomycota; Pichiomycetes; Serinales; Debaryomycetaceae
Source: the annotation of a GenBank genome assembly